Messenger RNA from Fusarium sp. VM40, 4515 nucleotides. The record is from the annotation of a GenBank genome assembly. Lineage: Eukaryota; Fungi; Ascomycota; Sordariomycetes; Hypocreales; Nectriaceae.
AUGGCAUCGACUUACAUGGGCGGCACAUCCAUGCAGCCUGGAACCCUCCCCGGCAUCACUCCAGAUAUAUCGACGCAUCAACAAACAGUCACUAGACCUCACGAAAGCCCUCAUACACACACGGAUUCAACGAUAGCCUCAACUACCAGGAAAGGCUCACCAAACGAACCCACCUCGGCACUUAACAAAGACGCAACACCAUACCACACCAGCACAGAAGAUGGCGAAGACUCCGAAGCAGAACGACGAGAAAGCAUCGUCCGCAACCUAGCCCGGCAGUACACAAACCAGAGCCAGCUAUCCACCAUCAGCGGCAACCCUUUCACCGCCGACGAAAACAGCCCUCUCAACCCACGAAGCAGCAAGUUCAGAGCCCUGGCGUGGGCAAAGUCCAUCUCCAAAAUGCACAGCGAAACAGGUUUCACAAACCGCAAGGCUGGCGUUUGCUACCAGAACCUCAAUGUAUUUGGCUACGGCCAGGCUACAGACUUCCAGAAAAAUGUGGCCAACAUCUGGCUGGAGGUUGCGUCGUGGCCGAGACAGCUGAUGGGUUAUGGAAAGACGCGCAUUGAUAUCAUCAGGGAUUUUGACGGUGUUGUGAAGAACGGUGAGAUGUUGGUGGUGCUGGGACCGCCUGGGUCUGGAUGUUCGACGUUUCUCAAAACGAUAUCGGGGGAGACUAAUGGGAUUUAUAUUGGCGAAGAUGCAUACUUCAACUACAGGGGCAUCUCGGCUCGUGAGAUGCAUACUCGUCAUCGCGGAGAAGCCAUCUACACCGCAGAAGUCGACGUCCACUUCCCCCAUCUCACCGUCGGCGACACCCUCACCUUCGCAGCCCACGCCAGAGCCCCAAGAGACAUUCCAGCAGGCGUUGACCGCCAAACCUUCAUCUCACAUUCCCGUGACGUCGUAAUGGCCAUGUUCGGCAUCAGCCACACCUUCAACACCAAAGUCGGCAACGAAUAUGUCCGCGGCGUGUCAGGCGGCGAACGAAAACGCGUGACUAUCGCAGAAGCCUCACUCAGCGGCGCCCCGUUACAAUGCUGGGAUAACAGCACGCGAGGUCUCGACUCUGCUAACGCUGUGGAAUUCUGCAAGACGCUGCGUCUUCAAACGGAGAUGUCUGAUACUGCGGCUCUGGUUUCUAUAUAUCAAGCCCCACAAGCUGCGUACGAUAUCUUCGACAAAGCCUUAGUCUUAUACGAAGGCCGUCAGAUCUACUUUGGUGCAGCCAAGACAGCAAAGCAAUAUUUCAUUGAUCUGGGCUUCGAAUGCCCAGCUCGUCAGACCGUCCCAGACUUCCUAACAUCAAUGACAAGCCCCCAAGAGCGAGUUAUCCGCAAGGGCUUUGGAGACCGUGCUCCACGAACCCCUGACGAAUUCGCCGCAGCCUGGAAAGCCUCCCUCGCCAACGCCCAGCUUCAGCGCGAAAUACAAGACUACAAAAACGACUUUCCUAUCAACGGUCCUGAAGCAGAAGAGUUUAGAGCGAACAGGCGUGCGGCGCAGGCUAAGAGCCAGCGGAAGAACAGUCCCUACACGUUAAGUUACUGGCAGCAGACCAACCUUUGCGUGUGGAGAGGCUUCAAGAGGUUGAUCACAGACCCGACUAUAACUCUGACGCAGCUCUUUGGGAAUGUCAUCAUGGCUCUGAUUGUGGGGAGUAUUUUCUAUAAUCUUGAUCAGACGACGGCGAGCUUUUACCAGAGAGGUGCUUUACUCUUCGUAGGAUGUCUGAUGAGUGCGUUUGCGAGUGCUCUAGAAAUUCUCACACUAUAUGCACAGCGGCCUAUCGUUGAAAAGCAUGCUCGCUACGCACUAUACCACCCAUCGUCCGAAGCCGUGGCAUCUAUGCUCUGCGAUCUACCAUACAAGAUCCUCAACGCCAUCUUUUUCAACCUCACAUUAUACUUCAUGACCAACCUCCGCAGGGAGCCGGGUGCUUUCUUCUUCUUCCUUUUCGUCACCUUCCUCGUUACGAUCUGCAUGUCUAUGAUCUUCAGAACGAUUGCUUCGGCAUCUCGGACACUCUCGCAAGCCAUGGUUCCUACUGCUAUCCUGAUCCUGGCCAUGGUUACUUUCACGGGGUUUAUUAUCCAGAUUGAUUAUAUGUUAGGUUGGUGCCGAUGGAUUAACUACGUCAACCCCCUCGGCUACGCUUUCGAAUCACUCAUGGUCAAUGAAUUCCACAAUCGGCAGUUCCAGUGCAAUCAGUUCGUCCCAGCUUAUCCAAACGUAGAUUCCGCGAAUCGCGUCUGUUCAGCAGUUGGAUCCGUCCAGGGAGACCCUAUGGUCGAAGGAGACGCAUACAUCAAUCUUUCCUUCUCCUACUUCCAUGCUCACAAAUGGCGAAACAUCGGUAUUGUGUUCGCAUUUACUAUUUUCUUCACUUGCACAUAUAUGUUUCUUGCCGAGACAGUCAGCGCCAAAAAGUCAAAGGGAGAAGUCCUUGUCUUCCGUCGGGGACACAGGCUUGCAAAUCAAAAGAAUGACGCCGAGUCCAGCCCGGCAGGUCGCCAAACUGUCACGGAAAAGGAGGGCUAUGGAGAAGGACAUCUGUCAAACUUCAAAUCAACCAGUGUCUUCCACUGGAACAACGUCUGCUAUGAUGUCAAGAUCAAGAGUGAGAACAGGCGAAUUCUUGAUAACAUUGCUGGCUGGGUCAAGCCAGGUACAAUGACAGCUCUAAUGGGCGUUUCUGGAGCAGGCAAAACAACUCUCCUCGACUGUCUUGCCGACCGUACAAGUAUGGGCGUCAUCCAUGGAGAGAUCCUCGUCGACGACAAACUCCGCGACGCAUCCUUCCAGAGAAAAACAGGCUACGUCCAGCAACAAGACCUUCACCUCUCCACAACAACCGUCCGCGAAGCCCUCAACUUCUCAGCCAUAAUGCGCCAGCCAAAACACGUCCCCGUCAAAGAAAAGAUCGCGUACGUCGAUGAGGUUAUCAAAAUGCUCGACAUGCAGGACUAUUCCGAGGCAGUCGUCGGAGUCCUCGGCGAGGGGUUAAACGUCGAACAACGAAAGCGUUUAACUAUCGGCGUUGAACUAGCUGCCAGGCCGCCUGUCCUGCUCUUCGUGGAUGAACCAACAUCAGGUUUAGACUCACAGACAUCAUGGGCUAUUCUCGACCUUCUCGAAAAGCUCGCCCGCAGCGGACAGGCUAUCCUCUGCACGAUCCACCAACCCUCAGCGAUCCUUUUCCAACGAUUCGAUCGAUUGUUAUUUCUCGCCAGCGGUGGCAAAACGGUGUACUUCGGAGACGUAGGCGAGCAUUCUCGCGCCAUGACGAGCUAUUUCGAAAGACACGGUGCACAACCCUGUCCGCUUGACGCCAACCCAGCAGAAUGGAUGCUCGAAGUCAUCGGUGCAGCACCAGGUUCCGAGACGGACCUCGACUGGCCGCAGAUCUGGAAAGACUCAUCUGAGUUUGCUGCUACACAGGAACAUCUCCAAGAGCUUUCUCACAACGUUGUUGAGAAGGCUCAGGACGAAGAUCCGCACUUGUACGAUGAGUUUGCUGCUACGUUUACGACGCAGCUGAAAUAUGUCACGAAACGUGUUUUCGAACAAUACUGGCGGACACCUUCGUAUAUCUACUCAAAGACCGCAUUAUGCACCUUGAUCGCGCUAUUUAUCGGGUUCGCAUUCUAUCAAGCGCCUAACACGGCACUUGGGCUGCAGAAUCAGAUGUAUGCCAUUUUCCAGGUUUUGACUGUCUUCGGACAGCUCACGCAACAACAGAUGCCAUAUUUCAUAACACAAAGAGAUCUGUACGAAGUCAGAGAACGACCUUCCAAAACAUACGGCUGGAAGGUUUUCAUGCUAAGUCAAAUCAUCGUCGAAAUCCCGUGGAACACCCUCAUGGCUGCACUUAUGUACUUCUGUUGGUACUAUCCCAUCGGGCUAUAUCGCAAUGCCGAACCCACCGAUGCCGUCGCCGAGCGCGGAGCUCUCAUGUUUCUCUUAUUCCUGGCUUUCAUGCUGUUUACCUGCACCUUUACAAAUCUCGUUAUCGCAGGCUGCGACUCAGCCGAAACAGGAGGAAACCUCGCCAACCUCCUCUUCAUGAUGUGUCUCAUGUUCUGUGGUGUACUCGCACCGCCUGAUAGUUUCCCGCGUUUCUGGAUCUUCAUGUACCGCAUCAGUCCGUUCACAUACCUGGUAUCAGCCAUAUUAUCGACAGCCGUAGCAAACACAAAUGCAGUAUGUGCGCAGAACGAGUACGUCACGUUUCCUCCGCCUUCGGGAAUGACGUGCGGUAAGUACAUGCAAGAAUAUAUAGACCAGGCUGGGGGGUAUCUUCUCGACAAAGAGGCAAACAGUACCUGUAGGUACUGUACUAUUGGCGACACCAAUGUAUUUCUUGCUGGGGUCAAGUCUCACUAUGGUGAUCGGUGGAGGAACUUUGGAUUGCUGUGGGUUUACAUCAUCUUUAACAUCUUUGCGGCUUUGGCAUUAUAUUGGCUUUUGCGGGUGCCGAAGAAUAAAGGGAAGAAGGAAAAGAAGGAGUAA